UGGAAAGCAGUCCAGUGCAGGAAAACAAAUCUGAAAAGGAGCAGCCAGGAAAUCCAAAAUCCACUAAGUUAUCCAAGAAACAUGGGGAGAGCAAAGCUACAGUUCACCCUGAGUGCGUCUGAACCGAACUUCAUCUCCAUCUGACAUGUUUCAACCUGGACCAAAGUGGUGGACCGACCACGGCUAAAGCAGGAGGACCCACGAUCCAUCUGUCUUUGUUCCAAACAUUCAGACACAGAAACUAAACUCAGCCUGCAGUCACCAGAGGAAAGCAAGAAGAAGAUGAGUGAAGAGAAACAUCUGAAGAACACAAACUCAGUCUGCUGUCAACCUGCUGAAACAGGACUGAGGCAACACCUGGGACAGGGAACAGCAAGAUGCUGAGUUCAGCGCCUCAAUCAUGGACAAUGUGACACCUGGCAGUCCUCCAGGUGAGACGCACCUGAGGGACUACAAUUACCUGGCCCUGGUCCUCGGUGUCCCCCUAAUCCUGGUCAUCAUCCUAGGGAAUAUCCUGGUGUGUCUGAGCGUGCUCACUGAGCGCUCCCUGAAAACUGCCACCAACUACUUCAUCAUCAGUCUGGCGGUGGCCGACCUGCUGCUGGCGGUGCUGGUGCUCCCGCUAUACGUCUACUCUGAGUUUCUGGGAGGUAUCUGGACGUUGAGCACCUACAUCUGUGAUGCUCUUAUGACCAUGGAUGUGAUGCUGUGCACCGCCUCCAUCCUCAACUUGUGUGCCAUCAGCGUGGACAGGUACAUUGCAGUGGUGGUCCCUCUGAAGUACAACAGGAACCAGUUCAGCGUCCGACAGCUGGCUCUCAUCACUGCUACCUGGGUGCUAUCUCUGGGCGUGGCGAGUCCGGUUAUCUUCGGUCUCAACCAGGUGCCGGGUCGCAACCCGAAUGUGUGCAAACUGGAGGACGACCGGUUUGUGGUGUACUCGUCCAUCUGCUCCUUCUUUGUGCCUUGUCCCAUCAUGCUCUUCUUGUAUUACUGGAUGUUCCGAGGCCUGCGGCGGUGGAGCGGUCGGAGUCGAUCUCAGGUGGGUCGGGCCAGUCGUCAAGCUCUCUCUUCACGUCUCGGCUUGGCCUUACGGCGAGCUAAAGCCACAACGACCGGGAAUCGAGAGAAAGCUGUGUACACCACGCCAGCCAGCCUCAGCCCCACCUCUCCAUGCACUAUCUCCAUGACCACACCCUCUGCGACCCCGGUGAUGGAGGAGCAUCAGGACGGGGCGACGGUCUUGGCAGAGAGCGAUCCGAUGACGACACAGAUUGACAGCAUGUCAGACGGCGAGCCCACAGAAAGGAGGGAGGGAGGCAGCAAGAGAGAGAACGGCCUGAGGAAGACAAAUGCUGCCAAGAGAGGAAGAAGAAACAGCAAGAGCAGCAGAGUCAGCGGGAGGGAGCGGAAAGCCAUGAAGGUCCUGCCCGUCGUUGUCGGUGUGUUUCUGGCCUGUUGGACACCGUUCUUUGUUGUCCACAUCACCAAGGUGCUGUGUCAGUCAUGUGACAUCGGCCCCACUCUCAUCUCUGUGGUAACGUGGCUCGGCUACGUCAACAGUGCCGUCAACCCGAUAAUUUACACCGCCUUCAAUGCUGAGUUCAGAAACGUCUUUCACAAGCUGCUCUGCUGUCGGACGUGAAACGUCUUCAGACAUCCUCAGGCCAUCCAGGAUUUUAUUAUCUACAGAGCCGAAUGUUCUUUAAAACAAACCAAACCUUAAAAGAUGCAUCCUGCGAACUGUCCGUCACCAACGGGAAGAAGGUUUCUGACCAAAGCCUUAGUUUAGACCCCUGCUUGACUGAAACACUAUUUUGAAGGUUUUCUUUGUGUGUCAGUCUCUUAUUUUGAAGGUUGUGUUCAUGUGUCAGUCUCUUAUUUUGAAGGUUGUGUUCACGUGUCCAAGUGGUAGUCAGAUUUCAGCCCAGAGGCAUAAAAUGUGUGAACAGAAUUAGAAAAGUUGUUUGCUAUAGGAGUUCUUUCACGUUGAUGUUCUUUAAAGAUUUUACUGAACAGUGGCGCCUUAUUUUUAUUUGCUUUUACAGAAAAGUUUUUAUGUAUAUUGUUGUGACUGAAGCAGUGAGCGUGAAGAUGACUGACCUAUAUAUGGAAAAAGUAAAAACUGAACAGAGUCUGUGCUGCAAACAGAAACAUUGUGGUGAAGUCUGUAGUAUUUAUCUGUGAAGUGAACAUGAUGAAACGUAGA
This is a messenger RNA of Micropterus dolomieu (smallmouth bass), 2209 nucleotides long. It is a transcript of the gene drd4-rs, whose product is annotated as dopamine receptor D4 related sequence. Bases 401 to 1645 code for a protein of 414 amino acids. The transcript has 7 exons. Gene Ontology annotation, molecular function: G protein-coupled receptor activity; dopamine neurotransmitter receptor activity, coupled via Gi/Go. NCBI's taxonomy places the organism in Eukaryota, Metazoa, Chordata, Actinopteri, Centrarchiformes, Centrarchidae. Gene Ontology annotation, cellular component: plasma membrane. Gene Ontology annotation, biological process: adenylate cyclase-activating adrenergic receptor signaling pathway; adenylate cyclase-inhibiting dopamine receptor signaling pathway. The record is from RefSeq and is a predicted model, not a curated record.